AUAAUUUUUCAGUGCUGUUGUAACUUUGAACGAUCACCAAGUGAAGUGUUGUAAGUUGAGGACUACCUAUAUGUCUAAGAUUGGAUCAAUCUUAUUUCUGAGAAGACCAGUGUUGUACAAGCGGGCUAUUAUCCUACUAAAGUGACAAAGGCUUUCCCAAUUUCCACGGACAAGAGACUCCCAAAUUAACCACUUCUGUCUGGGGCAGAGACAACCAAACCUAUUUAUUUUUCCCUGGCAGUUACCAGUCAGUUUCUUGCACAUUUCACGGCAAAGUCAUUUUCCCUUCCGAGGUGCACAUCUAAAAUUUGCCAUUGGUUCCUGAGCUUUAGGUUUAAUGUUCCUCUCCUGUUGACGACAAUUCUCUAUCCUUUUUUUUAUUUUAUUUUUGUAGGAAUGAUGGCAUCCUUUGCUCUAUGUCUUGACAAGCCUUCCUCUUCCUUUUCUUUUCCAGAAUUGCCCUACGGCUGGGAGAAAAUUGACGAUCCCAUUUAUGGCACUUAUUAUGUGGACCACAUAAAUAGGAGGACCCAAUUUGAAAAUCCUGUUUUGGAAGCCAAAAGGAAGUUACAACAGCGUACCAUGCCCAACGCAGAACUUGGAAUCAAGGCUAUGCCAGCCCAGAGUUUCAGAGUAGACAACGCCUCAUCAACCUUACCUAGGCCCAAACUCGUUCACCCGCGCCUUGCUCCUAAGAGGUCUCGUAGUGUGAGCGACCUAUCUCAAUAUCGGCGGGACAUUGCUGGAAUGUACAGGCUGUAUGAGAAACCCCUCUUCACCCGGGAUGCCUCGCAGCUGAAAGGGAACUUCCUCAGCACAACUCUGAAGAAAAGCAAUAUGGGCUUCGGGUUUACCAUCAUCGGUGGGGACGAGCCCGACGAAUUUCUCCAGGUUAAGAGCGUCAUCCCGGAUGGGCCGGCGGCACAAGAUGGCAAGAUGGAAACUGGUGAUGUUAUUGUCUACAUUAAUGAAGUAUGCGUCCUUGGACAUACCCACGCGGAUGUCGUCAAACUCUUCCAGUCUGUUCCCAUUGGUCAGAGUGUCAACCUGGUGCUAUGUCGUGGAUACCCUUUGCCCUUUGACCCUGAAGAUCCUGCCAACAGCAUAGUGCCGCCACUCACCAUGAUGGAGAGGCCUCCGGUCGUCAUCAACGGAAGACAUAACUAUGAAACUUAUUUGGAAUACAUUUCUAGAACUUCCCAGUCUGUUCCGGAUAUAACAGAUCGGCCGCCACAUUCCUUGCAUUCCAUUCCAGCAGAGAGUCAGCUUGAUAGCACAUUCCCACCACCCCUUCAUGAUGACAACAUCUCCAUGGCCUCGUCGGGAGCCACUCAAGCUGAACUCAUGACCUUAACCAUUGUGAAAGGGCCCCAGGGCUUCGGCUUCACCAUAGCAGACAGUCCCACAGGACAGAGGGUGAAGCAAAUCUUAGAUGUUCAGGGAUGCCCUGGUUUAUGUGAAGGUGACCUCAUUGUCGAGAUCAACCAGCAGAAUGUACAGAACAUGAGCCAUGCUGAAGUAGUGGAUAUACUUAAAGAAUGUCCGGUUGGAAGCGAGACUUCUUUGUUUAUUCAUAGAGGAGGAUUCUUUUCACCAUGGAAAACUCCAAAGCCUAUGAUGGAAAAAUGGGAAAAUCAAGGCAGUCCACAGACCAGUUUAUCUGCUCCAGCUGGGCCACAGAAUAUUCCCUUCCCACCAGCCCUUCACAGAAGCUCUUUCCCCGAUUCAACAGAGGCCUUUGACCCGAGAAAGCCUGACCCAUAUGAGCUGUAUGAGAAGUCACGAGCUAUUUAUGAAAGUAGGCAACAAGCCCCACCCAGGCCAGGUGUUCGAAUGGAUACCUCAGGUUCCGAUUACAAGGAAUUAGAUGUUCACCUUCGGAGAAUGGAAUCCGGAUUUGGCUUCAGAAUUCUUGGAGGAGAUGAACCAGGACAGCCAAUUCUGAUUGGGGCAGUCAUUGCGAUGGGCUCGGCCGACAGAGACGGCCGCCUGCAUCCUGGCGAUGAAUUGGUCUACGUGGACGGCAUCCCCGUGGCUGGCAAAACUCACCGCUACGUGAUUGAUCUGAUGCACAACGCAGCUCGGAACGGGCAAGUGAACCUUACCGUGAGAAGAAAGGCGCUACCUGCAGGGGAACCGUGUCCAGAAAACGGCAGAAGUCCAGGCUCCGUGUCCACCCACCACAGUUCUCCCAGAAGCGACUAUGCUACGUACGCUAACAGCAAUCACGUUGCGUCCAGCAACAAUGCUACACCCCCCGAGAGCUUCCCUUCGCAUGGCGUGCCAACCAGCGACGUCGUCAUCCAUCGGAAAGAAAACGAAGGAUUUGGAUUCGUUAUCAUUAGCUCCUUAAACAGGCCCGAGUCUGGGUCGACGAUGGCCGUACCCCAUAAAAUAGGGAGGAUAAUUGAAGGGAGUCCUGCUGAUCGCUGUGCGAAAUUGAAAGUUGGAGACCGGAUCUUAGCUGUGAAUGGCCAGUCCAUUAUUAACAUGCCUCACGCCGAUAUUGUGAAGCUAAUUAAAGAUGCUGGCCUUAGCGUAACUCUUCGCAUCAUUCCUCAGGAAGAGGUGAGCAGCCCAGCGUCCGCACCCAGCUCAGAAAAGCAGAGUCCCAUGGCCCAGCAACACAGCCCUGGGACUCAGCAGAGCCCUGUAGCACAACCAGCCCCUCCACAGCCUCUACAGACUCAAGGACAUGAAAACAGUUAUAGGUCGGAAGUAAAAGCAAGGCAGGAUGUCAAACCUGACAUUCGGCAACCUCCAUUUACAGAUUAUAGGCAGCCUCCAUUGGAUUAUCGCCAUCCGCCAGUAUUAGAUUACCAGCAAUCCCCCCCUUUGGAUUACCGGCAACCACCUUUGAUAGACUACCGACAGCAUUCUCCAGACACAAGGCAGUUCCCCUUAUCGGAUUACAGACCACCUCAGGAUUUUGAUUAUUUUACUGUGGAUUUGGAAAAGGGAGCCAAAGGGUUUGGAUUCAGUAUUCGUGGAGGGAGAGAAUACAAAAUGGACCUGUAUAUCUUGAGAUUGGCAGAAGACGGGCCAGCAAUAAGAAACGGACGAAUGAGGGUGGGCGACCAAAUUAUUGAAAUCAACGGGGAAAGUACAAGAGACAUGACCCACGCCAGAGCAAUAGAACUCAUCAAAUCCGGUGGCCGAAGAGUACGGUUGUUACUAAAACGUGGAACUGGACAGGUCCCAGAAUAUGACGAACCAAACUCCUGGAGUGGCUCCAUUGCCACCUCCCCAGGUCUGUCGGAAGUAACUCUUUCCCCUGAUGACAUUGUCCUGCCAUUAUCUUCAUCGCAUCUCGCCCAGUCCUCUGACCCUUCCCGUCUGAUAAGCCCAGACUCAGCUUGGGAUAUCAAGAGGGAACAUCACGCCAACAAACCAAAGGAGCUUUCGGUCAACGGCCACAGGAAGAAAAGGUUAGGCGAGCAGACGGAGAGAUCUGCAAGUCCUAAGAAGGUAGAUAGGUCAAAACAUGAAGAGGUAUGGAGGAAAGCAAGCUCAGAAGGCAAGAGUAAGACCACCGAGAGUGGAACGUCAUUGCUGGAAACUAAGGCAGGAGGACUCCAUCCAACAGCCGAGGACGGCGUCAGAGGACAUGAAUGUGCUGGAACCAACGAGGAAUGGGUUGGGAGAUCCAAGAGGUUGGAAAGCAAACGAGGGGGAUCCCUUGGCGCAAAGGAUCCUUACGUCACAGUGGCUGCAGAGAAGAAGUCAACCGAACACGUCAAGCUGGAUUCCAUUGGUGCUACCAAGGCGUACAGUAGCAAUAGCUGCAGCUCCCAUGGAAGUGACAUGGAUCACAGCCAGAAAGAAUUGGAGAGGAAGCCUGGUGAAUUCCCACGGAAGGGACACGCCCAUCCCAUCCCAACACACUAUCCCAACCCCACCGCUCGGAAGGCAACGGUCUCGCCGGGGCCAUGGAAGAUUCCUGGCUCCGAUAAGCUUCCCGGCAUCCUAAAAUCGACCACCUCCGCGAUGAGCAGAUAAGCCAACUGGGACUGUUGCCUUCUCAUGGUACACACCGUGUUGCAGAACGUCCUCCCUAUUUCUGUCUCACCUCGUUUUAAUUUAUUUUAACUCAUACGCUCAAAACGAUAAGAGAAACGAAAGCAGUCAUGUGUAAUUCUGUGACAACAUGCAUAAUGUCUUAAUACGUUAAUGGAAGAUAGCGUCACUCUUGUAUCCCAAUGUGACCUUCAAGUUCCCAGUUUCAUUUCAGAGACUUUGGCAGCUACGGAAGAAACCAAAAUAAUAUGAAGGACCGUUGACCCCAUGCAGUGUAGCUUUAGUUUGAUGUUUACCACUGCAUGAAGGACUUAGGAUUUUUUUUCAUUCAGACUUUAUAUCGAGAAACUGGAAGAAGUUAGAGCAAUCAUAAACUGGAACAUCGCCUUAAAUAAAAACUGCACGGGGAAAGUUAAAAGUGGAAAUAGAAUAUUUUAUCUGAAUUCAAUGUUGUAAAUAAAUAGUUCUCGGCGUAUCUAGACAGGGGUUGAAGCAUUGAAAUUGUAAAUCCAUGCUAUGUCUCUACUGUUAACACUUUGGGAGGGGGGGAAAAAGAAUCAGAUCUGCCCAAAAUUAUAUCAUAAUUCAUUACAAGGCACCCUAGUUGCUUCCAUUUUGUGAAGCAACCAUAUUUCUGUACACUGAGAAACAAGGGUGGAAUUCUAUUCAGAAACCUAGCCUCAGAUAGAUUUGUCUCCCAGAGAGGCACACCUAUAGAACUGGAUCUGCAAAUGUCACCUAGGUCAGGGGUCCCCAACCCCAAACCCUUGGGGGGGGGUGGACCAGCACCGGGCUGCAGCAUGCCAAAAACCGGGCUGCACAAACAAGCGAAUCCCCAUUCGCAGGAUGCAGGCAGCACACAAAACCACGCUGCCCCCUCUCCAGUCUGCAGAAAAAUCUCUGUCCAUAGAACUGGUUCCUGGUGGCCCACAGUUUGGGUGUCUCUGAUCUAGUUUUCACAAGAGGGAUCCUAAACUACAACUGCCGGAUCAUCACAAUGAGAGAGUGAUUCUUGAAAAACAGCCUUGGUCGCCUGCAAGAACUCACAACUGUCUAAAAUACUAACUCAACUUCUUUUUCCUAGGACCACCUUUGAAUUUUACUUCCCCAAAGUCCUAUUUUUAUGAUAGAAACCCACCAGGCAACGCCAUGUCUCCUCCUUCCAUAGUCUGUGUCUUUUUCACGUCUCCAGUGCCAUAAUAACGUUUCAUUUGCACACCGAUGAAGUGUAGCUUGUUCGCUGAGCUCCAUGAAUCAACCCUUUUAAUUUCUGAGAGGUUCGCUGUUUUUUCUUUUCUUUUCAAACAACAGCAAUAGAAACAAGAACAGCAGCACUCCGUAAUGUUUGUUUUUUAAACUUGAAAAGAUUUUUUUUCUCUCUCGCAAACCCUCCUGUUUCUCAGAAGUAACCUCGUCAGGUGAGCAGAAUCAAGUUAUUUUUUAAGAUCAGGAGAAAUUUCGAUUCGAAGAGAGGCAUAAGCAAGAGAAUGAACCUUGAUCAAUCAACACAAAUCCCAUAUUUCUUUUUCCGCUCAAUCUACGACCAGUUAAUCCGUCUUUUCGUUUGUUUUCUUCAGGGGCCCUCUUAGACUAAAUUAGAUUGAGGAGAAAAGGACUUUGCACCUUGGAAAUAAAAAAAAAAAUGCAUAUUUAAGAAUUUGUCCCAUUCUAGUUUUUUAAGAAAGCACAAAGAUACGUAGCUGUUUACAAAAUAGAGUAUCUAUCUGUCUAUAUAUAUUAAUGAAAGAAAUAGAGAGAUAUAUAUCUUUAUUCCCAGCCUAGAUAUUUGGCAUAAUUUGCUGUUAAUUUAUUAAGCCUGAAAUGUAGACAGGACUUUGCUAGCAAAGAGGGAUAAACGGAGAUUCCGUUCAACUUCAGUUCGCACCCUGCCCCGCCCUCUUUUUUGUGCAGAUCACACGGCUUUAUGCGGCUGUAAUCGACAACCUGUGAAGGCAUCAUUUAAACCCCACCCCCCAUUCCAAAUAAUAUUUCUGUGUAGUGUUAGCUGUGAAUUUACCUUGUACAGCUCUAUUGCUAUAAAUAUAAUUCCAUGUAUUAAUAGUCACAGAAAAGCUGUAAGUGAGCAACUAUUUUUAUGAAACCACCACUAUGGAUAAAUUAACUUUUGCAGAAAUCUUGUUUACUGUAUGAUAUUCUAAACCACUCAAAUAAAAUAUAUAUCCAAGAAUCUUUUUUUUUCCCAACU
Crotalus tigris (Tiger rattlesnake) is the source of this 6223-nucleotide messenger RNA. RefSeq names its product membrane associated guanylate kinase, WW and PDZ domain containing 2 (gene MAGI2). Gene Ontology annotation, cellular component: dendrite; cytoplasm. Lineage: Eukaryota; Metazoa; Chordata; Lepidosauria; Squamata; Viperidae. Gene Ontology annotation, biological process: receptor clustering; signal transduction. Gene Ontology annotation, molecular function: beta-1 adrenergic receptor binding; SMAD binding; signaling receptor complex adaptor activity. Bases 397 to 3999 code for a protein of 1200 amino acids. The transcript has 17 exons. The record is from RefSeq and is a predicted model, not a curated record.